Molecule: messenger RNA, 1045 nt
Organism: Arvicanthis niloticus (Nile rat)
Lineage: Eukaryota; Metazoa; Chordata; Mammalia; Rodentia; Muridae
Source: RefSeq, a predicted model, not a curated record
CCAAGGACGUGCCAUCCACAAAUGGCCUGGAGCAACCACAGCAUCAUCUCAGAGUUCAUUCUCACUGGGCUCUCUGACGACCCUCUAAUCCAGGCUCUAUUUUUCGCGUUGUUCCUGGGGGUUUACAUCCUCACCAUGACCGGGAACCUGACGCUGCUGGUGGUGAUCACGGCUGACUCCCACCUCCACACUCCCAUGUACUUUUUCUUGAGCAACCUGUCGUUCCUGGAUCUCUGCUUCUCAUCCGUCACGGUACCGAAGCUGCUGAAGGAUCUCCUGUCUGCGAAGAAAAGCAUCUCUGUAGAGGGCUGCCUGGCUCAGGUCUUCUUCGUGUUCAUCACUGCGGGAACUGAAGCCUUUCUUCUGUCCAUGAUGGCGUAUGACCGCUACGCUGCUGUGUGCCACCCACUGCUCUAUGGGCAGAUGAUGACCAGCGAACUCUGUCUGAAGCUGGUUCUGCUCUCAUGGGGCCUGGCCUCUCUCAGUUCAGUAGUCAUUGUGCUCUUGGCUGUGAACCUGGACUUCUGCGAGGCCUACACCAUACACCACUACACGUGUGAGCUACCCUCUCUCUUUCCUCUGUCUUGCUCUGAUAUCUCUGUCAACGUCGACAUCUUGAUCUGCUCCACCUUGCUGCAUGGGCUGGGAACCUUUCUCCCAAUCUUCUUUUCUUAUGCCCGCAUUGUAUCCACCGUGCUGAGCAUGAAAUCCACCACGGGGAGAAGCAAGGCGUUUAACACCUGCUCUUCUCACCUCAUAGCCGUGGUCUUGUUUUUUGGGUCGGGCUUGGUUCGUUAUCUUAUGCCCACGUCUGGCUCUACUCUCGAUUUGCUCUCUUCUUUGCAGUACAGUGCAGUCACACCCAUGCUGAAUCCCCUCAUCUAUAGCCUGAAGAACCAGGAGGUAAAGGCGGCUGUGAAAAGGACAUUAGGGAAGUGCCUGCGAUACUUGGAGUGACAGCAAAGGCCCGGAAUGGCAGGAAGACUCAACGUGGUCGAGCGUUUUAGACCACUGACGUAAAAGGAGGCCUAUGCCACUCUUCCUG